Messenger RNA from Encephalitozoon hellem ATCC 50504, 1038 nucleotides. Its product is annotated as glycerol 3 phosphate dehydrogenase. The coding region runs from base 1 to 1038 and encodes 345 amino acids. Gene Ontology annotation, cellular component: glycerol-3-phosphate dehydrogenase (FAD) complex; cytosol. NCBI's taxonomy places the organism in Eukaryota, Fungi, Microsporidia, Unikaryonidae. Gene Ontology annotation, biological process: glycerol-3-phosphate catabolic process; carbohydrate metabolic process. Gene Ontology annotation, molecular function: glycerol-3-phosphate dehydrogenase [NAD(P)+] activity; NAD binding; protein homodimerization activity. The record is from RefSeq and is a predicted model, not a curated record. The transcript has a single exon.
AUGCCCAAAAAGGUUUCUAUUGUAGGGAAUGGGAACUGGGGUACCUCAAUUGGCAGGCUUCUUGCAAAUAAUACGAUAGAGAGCAGCAUAUUUGAGAAGGAUGUUAGAAUGUGGGGAUUCAGUGAAGAGUUUGAGGGAAGAGCCUUAAGUGACAUUAUAAACAGAGAUAGAGUCAAUCCAAAAUACUUGCCAGGAAUUCACCUUCCUGAAAACCUGAAAGCUGUUGACGAUAUAUCCACUCUUGCGGAUUCUGAUGUGCUUGUUUUUGCUCUUCCCCACCAAUACAUAAAGGCGAUAGAGCCUCUGAAGGGAUUGGUGAAGAAUAGUUGUAUUGGGGUGUCUCUAACAAAGGGGUUUAUUGAUGCAGAAGAUGGAGAUAUAGAUCUAGUGAGCAGGUCUAUCCAUAGGAUUCUAGAUAUAAAUGUAAGUGUGAUGAUGGGCGCAAACAUUGCAGAUCAAGUUGCGCGAGAUAUUAUAAGUGAGGGGACGCUAGGAUAUACUGAUGAGGAUGCUGCAGAUGUGGUUUACAAGCUCUUCAACAGCUACACAUACCGGGUUACUAAGAUCAAAGAUGUUUAUGGAGUGGAGAUUUCUGGGGCUUUGAAGAAUGUUGUUUCCAUGGCAUAUGGAUUUGCAGAGGGCCUUGGAUAUAGCACAAACACAAAGGUUGCCAUAUUCAGGAAUGGGUUUGCCGAGAUAAGAAAGUUCUUCAAGUUCUUCUACCCGAUGGCAACAACGGAAUCCUUGUUUCAGUCGUCGGGAGUAGGGGAUCUUCUUGUGUCCUGUAUGUCUGGAAGAAACUUUGGGUGUGCAAAGAUUAUGGCAGAAAAAAGGAUGAGUCUGAAGGAGGCGGAGCAAACCAUGCGCUUCACAAAGCUCCAGGGGCCUACCACGGCUCUCAUUGUGUAUAACUACUUGAAAAGACAAAAAAGAAUUGACGAAUUUCCUCUCAUGAGUACAGUUUACAGGAUAUGCUAUGAAGAUGAGGCAUAUGAUGCCAUCUUGGAGUGCAUUUCCUUUGAAUCUAUUGAAAAAUAA